Molecule: messenger RNA, 1053 nt
Organism: Trichoderma reesei QM6a
Lineage: Eukaryota; Fungi; Ascomycota; Sordariomycetes; Hypocreales; Hypocreaceae
Exons: 4
Coding region: 1-1053 (350 amino acids)
Cellular component (GO): Golgi apparatus; membrane
Molecular function (GO): antiporter activity
Source: RefSeq, a predicted model, not a curated record
AUGCAUGAUCCCGAGAAGAAUGCAGGCAAAGAAGCGACCAGAGAUGCCUCCCCUGGUCUCCUUGCCUCCUCUGACGGAGCCGCAGAGCCAAAACCUGCUUCCCAUCCGCUUCAGGUCAUCUCAUGGAUGGUGGUGAAUACCCUGGCAACGGUCUUCACCAACAAGGCCAUCUUCUCGGAGCCAAUGUGGAAGCAGUCUCAGCUGACAUUUGCCUCUAUUCAUUUCCUGACGACGUGGUUCAUACUCUUUCUCCUAUCUCGAUCUCCCGUUGGGGUCUUCGUGCCUCGCCGUGCUCCCACGCUGCAUCUGAUUCCCCUGGCUACAGCAAUGUGCUUCAACGUCAUUCUUCCAAAUCUGUCCCUGGCCUACUCGACAGUUACUUUCUACCAGAUAGCACGAAUAAUGCUGACACCGACGGUCGCCAUCAUGAAUCUUGUUCUCUACGACCAAGGCCUCCCCAGGGGAGCUGUCCUCGCGCUGAUACCCACCUGCCUUGGAGUUGGCAUGGUCACCUACUACGACUCGAUUCCCGUGGGAGACGACGCAACCAAGACAACCUCUCUAUUGGGCAUCAUAUUUGCCUUUACAGGCGUAUUCGCGUCGUCCCUAUACACGGUCGGCAUUGCAGGCUAUCAUCGAAAGCUUAACAUGAACAGCAUGCAGCUCCUUUUUCUUCAGGCGCCAAUGGCUUGCUUUUUGCUGCUCUUCUUCAUUCCGUUUAUUGAUAAGCUCCCCACCCUGGGCCAUGUGCCCAUCAGGUUGAAUAAGGGAAUACUCAUCAUUAUGUCCACGCUAUUUGCUUCGCUCGUCAACAUCUCUCAAUUUUACAUCGUAGCACAGACUGGCCCGGUUUCAAGCACAGUUGUUGGACACAUCAAGACCUGCAUCAUCGUGGGCCUUGGCUGGGCUAUCUCAGGGCGUCCGAUUGGCGACAAGUCCGCGCUUGGCGUUGUGAUUGCGGUAGCAGGCAUUACUUCAUACUCAAGCAAAAUGUUGAAGCAUAAGAGAAUGAAGGCAAACGGAGCUGGAGUCAUGGCUGCGGGUAAGAAUUGA